AUGACAUUGCAUUAUUUUGAUUUUGAUAUUUGGUUUUGAAUUUCGGAUAUAAAAUGUAUCAUGAAUAUGUAUACUUAGUAAAUACAUAAUUUGAAGAAAGUUGUUUAGUUCAAAAUCUGUCAGAUUUUAAUUUACAUGUGCUUAUACCCUAUACACUAUGAAUUUUCCAUUGGAAGAUAGUACAACUGAAGAUGUUCCAAAUCUUCUCAAAGCAAUAAUUGAACAGUUAUUAUCGAAAAAGGUUGAGAAAGAUUUAAUGCAAAAAGAUGUUUUUUUCGUGUUAAUUCUCACUUUGAUGUUGGAAAAUGGAUUUAUGCCAGUCAAAUACGAAGCAAGCUCGCUUGAUAGUUCUAGUGAUUUAGAUGUAAAUAAGCUCUCACAAUUAAAAAAAGAAUCGGGCAUUUAUAAAGAAACAUUCCUUUUAAUGGGCUUUCAUGAUGUCACAGUGGAUGUUAUAAUGAGUCCAGUAGGGUCUACUGUUAUUGUUAAUGCCAUAAUAAAUGAUAUAAGCUCAGAAUUAUAUUCUGUUUGUUUGCCUUUAAGCCGCUAUGUUGUUUCAACACAAGCUUCUACAAUCCCUAUGAUGUUUCGAGACUUAAAACAUUUGUCAUGUUUAUUUAAAAGUAAAAUUGUAUGUCCUGUUAAAAAUAGUAUACUUAAUUUCUGUGGUUAUCCAAGUGCCAGUUUGGUAGGAAUACCAGAUGAUAUAUUCUUCAGUUUAAUGAUGUUUUUGAAUGUCCAAGAUAUACUGAAUGUCUCUAAAACCUGUAAAAGGUUAAAUGUUCUAUUAGAGAAUGAUAGUUUGUGGCAUGCAUUAUGUAAAAGGGAUUUCAAGAAUUUUACUGAAAGUGAUCCAUGCGAUUGGAGGAAGAUAUAUGUUGAGGCAUAUAAAGCUGAACAGGAAAAAAAGGUUCCCCGUUUUGCUGGUACCAUACAUGACUUUAUGGACAUUUCUGAUAUGGUUUCAUAUAUUGACAAUCCUUUAUGGGGUGAAAUUAUAUAGAUACAUUCAAUAAAUAAUUUAACUGAU
Messenger RNA from Zerene cesonia (dogface butterfly), 1030 nucleotides. RefSeq lists its product as uncharacterized. The transcript has a single exon. Bases 158 to 1003 code for a protein of 281 amino acids. The record is from RefSeq and is a predicted model, not a curated record. Gene Ontology annotation, biological process: positive regulation of autophagy of mitochondrion; autophagy of mitochondrion. Gene Ontology annotation, molecular function: protein kinase binding. NCBI's taxonomy places the organism in Eukaryota, Metazoa, Arthropoda, Insecta, Lepidoptera, Pieridae.